This is a messenger RNA of Diuraphis noxia (Russian wheat aphid), 1187 nucleotides long. RefSeq names its product cathepsin B-like cysteine proteinase 4. Lineage: Eukaryota; Metazoa; Arthropoda; Insecta; Hemiptera; Aphididae. Gene Ontology annotation, molecular function: cysteine-type endopeptidase activity. The record is from RefSeq and is a predicted model, not a curated record. Gene Ontology annotation, biological process: proteolysis; regulation of catalytic activity.
UCAUUCUACUACUAUUACAGUACGAUCAACAAUUGUGAGGUUUUAAUUCAAUUUCGGUAAUUAAUAAAUUUAAAGCGACAAAGUUUUAACCAUGGCUAGGGUUUUGAUGUUAUUGUCUGUGAUAUUCGUCAGUGUUUAUGUGACAGAACAAGCAUACUUUUUACAAAAAAAUUUCAUUGACAAUAUCAAURAACAAGCGACUACAUGGCAGGCAGGUAUGAACUUCAACCCAAAUACUCCAAAGGAACAAAUCCAAAAACUUUUGGGAUCAAAAGGAGUACAAAUCCCAAACAAAUAUAAUAUCAAAAUGUACAAAACCAGCGAUCCAAAAUACGACAACUUAUCCGACAGAAUUCCAACGCGUUUUGAUGCUAGGAAAAAAUGGAGACAUUGUUACACGAUCGGAGCAGUCCGCGAUCAAGGAAAUUGUGGAUCGUGUUGGGCGGUGGCCACGAGCUCGGCUUUUGCUGACCGUUUGUGUGUAGCAACAGAUGGAGAUUUUAAUGAAUUAUUAUCAGCUGAAGAAAUUACUUUCUGCUGUCAUACAUGUGGCUUUGGAUGUCAUGGUGGUUAUCCAAUAAGAGCAUGGAAACAAUUUAGUAAACACGGUCUAGUAACCGGAGGAGACUACGAAUCUGGAGAGGGUUGUGAACCAUACAGAGUCCCGCCGUGUCCUUAUGAUGAUGAUGGCAUUAAUACAUGCGCCGGUAAACCUAUGGAGCAAAAUCACAGAUGCACAAGAAUGUGCUACGGAGAACAGGACCUUGAUUUCGACAAAGAUCACAGAUACACACGUGACUACUACUACCUGACAUACAGCAGCAUCCAACAAGAUGUUAUGAAUUACGGACCAAUUGAAGCAUCAUUCGAUGUAUACGACGAUUUCCUCAGUUACAAAUCAGGUGUUUACAUGAAAACUGAAAAUGCUACAUACUUGGGAGGACAUGCCGUGAAGUUGAUCGGUUGGGGUGUAGAAGAAGAAAUCCCGUAUUGGUUGAUGAUGAACUCGUGGAACACCAGUUGGGGCGACAACGGUCUCUUCAAAAUUCGACGAGGCACAAACGAAUGUGGUGUCGAUAAUUCGACAACUGCUGGUGUACCAGUAACCAACUAACUUUAUUAUUUUAAUUUAUUUUAAACAAAAAAUAACGUCAUUUUAUUUAUGUCUAAAUAAAAUCUAUUUGAAU